GAGUUAAUUUCAUACUCGUCUUCUCUUCUUCCUCGCCUCAUAUGACUGCGAAAAGAAAUUCUACAAAGCCUUUUGGUCUUCCUCUUCCACUUUUUGCUUCUGGGGUGCUCUUUCUUUUCGUGCAGCUGCGAGUGAUGCCACUUCAAUCCAAAGCAUGGAAAUGAACUUUGCUUUUUGAGUCACCUCUGUUUUUCAUGUGUGGUGUAUAGGCCAUUGCCAAAGCUUUCCAUAGUUGAAUAAUGGCUGUUGAAACUUCUGGUGGAGCAAACUUGUUAUGUGGUUCUGAUAUUGGAAAUGAUGAUGAUGUUCCUGUCCAGAUUUCUGAUAUGGGAGGAACAUCUAGCAGCAAAUCCUCACACAAUUUGGUUAAGAAAUCAAAGUCGUCUUCAUAUGAUGAUGAUGAUAUUGCUUUUUCCUCCAUAGUGAAAAAGACGGCUGUAUCAGCUGAUAAAUCGUUAUCCAUGUUGAAGAAGUUCAUAGAUAAAGAACUUGCCUUGGUUGAGGAAUGCCAAAGGAAGAGGCAAGUGGAAGAGCAGCGGUUGCACUCCCUGCAGACAAAAAUUGAAGAAUGUGUCUGCGAUUUUGUGACCAAGGAAGCACAACACAGUUUGUUGGAGGACUUGCUCAGAGAGUGCGAGCUACAGCUCAAGACAAAAGAGGUAGAAAUUCAUCAAGUCAUGCAUAACAUGAAUAAAGAACAAGAAAGGAAGGAAGAGGAACUUGAGAUUAUUUUCCGAAAAGUUGCCCGAUGUACUAAGGAACUCAAGACCAAAGAGGAAAAACUUGAUGCAAUAAACAAGUUAAUUGAUGGACAAUCAAAAGAACUGGAUAAGGUAAUCUCAACAAGGGCUGCUCCGUGUGCUCAAAUGAAGGACUUUGAGUCAAUGAAGAAGCAACUUGAUGGCCGGAUUAAGGAGUUUAACUUCAAAGAAGAGGAAUUUAGACGUCAAGUGAAGGUCAUUGAAUCAAAUUUUGGAAGCCAAGCAAAGGACCUUGAGUCAAAAAGGAAGCAACUUGAAGAGCAACUAAAGGAGUUCAAGUUAAAAGAGAAACAACUAAAAUGUCAAGAGAAGGAGCUUGAGUCAAAAAACAAGUAUUUUGAUAGCCUAGAGAAGGAGCUCAAAUCACAAAAGAAGCAACUUGAAGAUGAACCUGAACUGCUUGAAAAUGAGAUUCUAGUUGAUCUUGAAGCAACAUCGGAUCCAUCAAAAGUUGUUUUGGAUAUAAUACAGAAUCCCAUUGUUUCACAGAUCAAGAAUGGAGAUGAUGCUGUAAUUAUGGACAGAAGCCACAUCUUUCUGCUACAACAACUUUUGAGAAUCUCACCACAAAUUAAACCUCAUGUAAGAGAAGACGCAAUGAAGCUAGCACUUGAUUUGAAAGCCAACAUGAGAACAAGUACUGAAAAUUCUUUGGAGGUUCUCGGCUUUGUACUCCUUUUGUCAAUUUAUGGAUUGGUUCCUACCUUUGAUGAAUAUGAAGUUUUAAAGCUUUUUGAAUUUGCUGCUCAGCAUAAGCAAGUUGUAGAGCUGUUUCAGACCCUGGGUUUUGUAGAUAAAAUCUCUGAUUUUGUUCAGAAACUUAUUAACAAACAGCAGUAUAUUGAAGCUGUUAGAUUCAUUUGUGCAUUUAAGUUGGUGGACAAGAAUCAACCAGUUGAUCUCUUGCGAGAAUAUGUGCAGAAUGCAAAACGGAUUUCUGAGAUCAGUUGCAAGAAUACCAACUCUCUUGAAAUCAAGGAUAAGGCCAGAGAUCAUGAAAUUGCCACUUUGACAAAUGUUCUACAAUGCAUUUCAGACAACAACCUGGAAUCUGAGGAUCUUUUUGAUGAGAUUAAAGAUCGCAUUCUUGAGCUAAAUAAGCAGAAGGACUGUUUAUCUAAGAUGGAAGAAGAUUGGAAACCAAAGUUGGGUGUGGCUUUUGAUAGCUUUGAGGAUGCUUGGAAGUUUUGGGCUGAUUAUGGUGGGAGAGUUGGAUUUGGAGCGAGAAAGCAAUAUACUCAUCGGAAAAAAGAUGGUUCAAUUUCGUCUUGUAGAUUUGUUUGUUGCAAUGAAGGGUUGCGAAAGCCUGACAAACGUGAUUAUAAAACAAUCAAUGCAAGACCAGAGACCAGAACAGAUUGUAAAGCAAGGUUGGGACUUAAGAAUAUGUGUGGGAAAUUGAUAGUGCAUGACUUUAUGGAGGAACAUAAUCAUAUUUUGUAUCUACAAGAAACAACUCAUAUGUUGUCAUCUCAAGGAAAAGUUUCAGAAGUUCAAUGUCAUCAAAAUGAUUUAGCAGAUGACGCUGAGCUACACCGAAGUAAAGGUUCGGUGGAGUGCCAACUUAGCAAAAGAAGAAAAAUUGAAUAAUGACACUAAAAAGGGGUCAAGUGCUACACAGUGAAGAAAAUACUAUGGUAACUCAAGUGCAUUAUGAAGUACCCAAACAAGUGCACCUACAAGGCUUAAUGUUGCAUGCAAUCAACAAUCCAUGGCAUUAUCAUGACUGUGAGAAUCAAACCUGUUAACAAGAGCAGUAGGACAUUUUAAAGUUACUAAAAAAGUAGUGAAGUUGGACAUAAAUGAAACAGAACAGACCUUAGGUGUUAGGUCUACAAGUUAUUGAAGAUCGAUGGAUAUAGAAGCCAAUUUUGUGGCUCAUUGUUUGGGGAAAUUCUCUUUAUUUCAUUAUGAUGAGGCCAGGUUGUCUAACUUUCCUUCUGCUGAUAAUUUUCUAAUACUAAUGAAUACUUAUGCUUCAA
Molecule: messenger RNA, 2743 nt
Organism: Lotus japonicus
Lineage: Eukaryota; Viridiplantae; Streptophyta; Magnoliopsida; Fabales; Fabaceae
Exons: 8
Coding region: 240-2351 (703 amino acids)
Source: RefSeq, a predicted model, not a curated record